AUGUUGGCUCACUCGGCGGUGAGUCGUCUCCCGGUGGGCGCCGGUUCAGGCGCAGUGCGCGAGCUGGCGAAGAAGGCGGUGCGCUCUCGGAAGGGCUUCGAUCCGACCCGCGGCUGGGCGCGCCUCCACGAGCGCCUUUCCGAGGUGGUGUUUGGCCGCGCUGGCGACGGCCACACCGCCGCGCGGCACUUUGUGCGCAUGCACCUCGCGCAGCUGCGGUUCCAGAACCCCGACGCGUCAGUGUCGCAGAGCAGCUCCAAGCUCGAGAAGAGCUCGCGAGUGAGCAUCGAGCUGGACGGCGGCGAGGCCGUCGAGCUGAACGUGCUGAGGCAGGUGCUCGGCGCGUCCGGGAUGGAGGCCGCUGAGGUGGAGGCUGCGGCGGCGGCGGCAACCUCCAUUCCCGACGUGACCAUCGACGCGGCAGGCUAUUGCGGCGAGCGGCGCGCGAAAGGUCAUGGCUUCCCGCCACGAGUCAUCGUUCCGCUGCCGCGGCGCGCUGCCGAGUGAGCGUUGUGCCGCUGGUGCAUGCCUGUGUGGUGUGGAAUAAUUAUCUGUAUCGACUACAAGACGCGCGCGAGGUCACGUCUCCCGAGAAAACACAGCGUGACA
Molecule: messenger RNA, 609 nt
Organism: Emiliania huxleyi CCMP1516
Lineage: Eukaryota; Haptophyta; Isochrysidales; Noelaerhabdaceae
Exons: 3
Coding region: 1-507 (168 amino acids)
Source: RefSeq, a predicted model, not a curated record